GGCUAGGAAAAUCGCGAGUUCUCGCUCGCUGGCGCGCGCGAGCGCCACAGCUGCGUUUGUCUCCCCGCGGCCUUGGCUGGCAGGGGUCCGGACUCCCCUCAGUCCAACCGGAGCUCUCCCCGAACCGGCCUUCUCUUUCGUUUCAUCGUAUUCUCCGAGAAAUGAAAAGAAAAGGAGAGUGGGGAAAGGAGAACGGAAAGAAACCAUUGUCGAAGGUGUCCUUUUCGCGCGCCUGCUGUUCACUAUUCUUCUUUAGAUUUUUUUUUUUUUUUUUACUAUUGCUCUCCUUCGCUCUCUCCUGUUUCCUUCCUUUGCCUUCGAGUCUCCGCUGCCGCCGUCGCCUCGAACGGUGCAUUGCACUGUUCCCUUGUGCGUGCGCGCGCGCGGUUGAUCGCGCGGGUGGUUCGCGUCACAGCAGGCCGUGUGGUGGUCGUCUGCUGCGCUGGCUAGCGAAACCGGUGCGUUUCCGAACCCCGUCGUCGCGUGUGCGGUGUCUACUCCCGCUGCGGAUCGUCGUCUGUUGCGCGAGCUGUCAUCGGAAUCGUCGUCUGGUGCGGACGUAGCGGCGGCAGCAGUGGCGGUGGCCGAGCUGGCGGCUGCGGUUCUCAUUUACACGCCGUCGUCCAUGAACAGCGAACAACACCUCUACCGCCAACACCACCAGAAUCGCAGGAGACACGCCAAAGGCUCAUCUGGGCAGCAGCAGCAGGAGCUUGAGGAGCAGCUGGGUCCCUCGGCAGCACAGUAUGAGGACUUCCACACAAUUGACUGGCAGCGGGACCUGGCCCGGGACCGCAUGCGCCACCGGCUCAUUGUCAAGCGCCGAGGGCAAGGGGGUCUGGUGGAGCUCCUGGUGGGCUUUCAUGACGCCUGGUCGGGCUGGCUGUGCGUACUUCUGGUGGGGCUGGCGGCAGGCGCCAUUGCGGCUGUCAUCGACAUUGGUGCCCUCUGGAUGAAGGACCUGCGUGAGGGCAUCUGCCCGCAAGCUUUCUGGCUCAACAAGGAGCAGUGCUGCUGGGCAUCCAAUGACACUUUCUUCAAGGGGGAUGACUGCAAGCAGUGGUACAGGUGGCCAGAAAUGUUUGACAGUGAUAUUGACAAGGAAGGGGCAGGGUUUUACCUCCUCUCUUACCUGUUGUACGUCCUAUGGAGUGUACUUUUUGCUGGCCUGGCUGUCAUGUUGGUGCGGACAUUCGCCCCUUAUGCCUGUGGCUCUGGAAUUCCAGAGAUCAAAACCAUUCUGAGUGGUUUCAUCAUUCGCGGCUACCUGGGCAAGUGGACUCUGACCAUCAAGUCGGUGUGCCUGGUGCUGGCUGUGGGGGCGGGGCUCAGUCUGGGCAAGGAAGGGCCCCUUGUGCAUGUUGCCUGCUGCAUCGGCAACAUCUUCUCCUACCUGUUCCCCAAGUACGGCAAGAAUGAGGCCAAGAAAAGGGAGAUCCUUUCGGCUGCUGCAGCUGCAGGUGUGUCUGUUGCUUUCGGGGCUCCCAUCGGUGGCGUUCUGUUCAGCUUGGAGGAGGUGAGCUACUACUUCCCGCUGAAGACGCUGUGGCGUUCCUUCUUCUGUGCCCUGGUAGCAGCCUCUGUGCUGCGCUCCAUCAACCCUUUUGGCAACGACCACCUGGUGAUGUUCUACGUAGAGUACGACCUCCCGUGGCUGUUCUUCGAGCUGCUUCCCUUUGUUCUGCUUGGGAUCCUCGGGGGUGUGGUGGCCACCAUCUUCAUCAAGUGCAACAUUCGUUGGUGUCGAUACAGAAAGGAAUCUCGUUUGGGCCAGUAUCCCAUAGCUGAGGUUAUUGCGAUUACGGUCAUUACGGCUGUUCUCAGUUUUCCCAACGAGUAUACACGCAUGAAUACUAGCGACCUUAUAAAGGUCUUGUUUAGCCAGUGUGGCAUUACUGAUGUGUCACCACUAUGCGACUACAAGCGCAACUUUACCAAUGUAAACAACCACAUUGACAUAGCUGAGGCUGGGGAUGGCGUUUACAACUCCCUGUGGCAGCUCAGCUUAGCUUUGAUAUUCAAGCUGCUCAUCACCAUCUUUACCUUCGGCAUCAAGGUCCCUGCUGGUAUCUUCAUUCCGAGCAUGGCCUUUGGUGCCAUCAUGGGCCGUAUGAUUGGCAUUGCUGUGGAGCAGCUUGCCUACCAGUACCCGACCCUGUGGGUGUUCCAGGGUGCUUGUAACACUGGUGAGAACUGUGUGACACCUGGCCUCUACGCCAUGGUAGGGGCAGCAGCCUGCCUGGGCGGGGUGACAAGGAUGACCGUGUCUCUGGUGGUCAUCAUGUUUGAGCUGACCGGCUCGGUGCGCUACAUUGAGCCUCUCAUGGCAGCUGUCAUGGCCAGCAAGUGGGUUGGCGAUGCUCUGGGCAAGGAGGGCAUCUACGACGCUCACAUUCACUUGAAUGGCUACCCAUUCCUGGACAACAAAGAGGAAUUCGCCCACACCACUCUUGCGGCUGACGUAAUGCAACCACGGCGUGGGGAAGGACCACUUUGCUGUGUGACACAGGAUAGUAUGACAGUUGAAGAAUUAGAGUGCCUCCUGAAGACAACUGACCAUAAUGGCUUCCCUGUGAUAGUGUCCAUGGAAUCUCAAUAUCUUGUUGGUUUCGUGUUGCGUAAAGACCUCAGCUUGGCUUUGGCCAAUGCUCGCAAGUGCCAAGAAGGAGUUGUGGGUAGCUCGCGUGCCCUCUUCACAAGCCAGGUACCAACGCCGUGGAAUGGCCCGUCGCCAGUUAAACUGCGUCGCAUCUUGGAUCUGGCUCCUAUCACAGUGACAGACCAGACCCCCAUGGAAACUGUGAUUGACAUGUUCCGCAAGUUGGGCUUGAGGCAGACUCUAGUCACGCACAAUGGAAAAAUCUUGGGCAUUAUUACCAAGAAGGAUGUUUUACGCCACAUCAAGCUCCUUGCCAACGAAGACCCAGAGUCCGUGCUCUUCAACUAAUACAGCCAAGAGAGGCCAUCCACAAGACACUGUUGAGAGUCCAUUGUGUUUGAAGCGAGGACUUCGGGGACCAGCCCUGGCACUUUUAGUCAGGAUGGUGCUAGCAGCUGCGCAUGUACUCAAAAAAAGAAAAAAAUGAAAUGACCCCGCUCUCGUUAGCAAACAGCUGCUGCAACAAGCAGCACCCCCUCACAAACUGCAGCAAAGGACUUUGAUGUGUGUGCGAUGUUCUAGGGCACCUCCUCGGACCACUUCCCCUCAAUUUGACUCCAGUGGUCGUAGUCAUUAAUAGUGCGCAGCUGAGUGGGGGAAAGUGGUCUGGAAAGCAGCGUAGCAAGAACCGUGAGGUGUCAUCCUCCUCUCUCUGUAGCAUGCAGCUACGCUCAUUUGUGUACAGUGUAUUAUCGUCGCGUGCAAAAGAACCAGUCCUGGUGAGAGCAGCAGCUGCGAUUGAUUGACCCUCCAGGAUGCCCAUCUCCUAAACCCACCCCCUUUUACCCUCCCCCUCCUUUACACCCUCUAAUUUAAGAACGGCUACUUGUGUGUGCGACACACAGAAGACUGUCAUUUCGAGUAGUUGCUGCAUUUACAAUGUUCACUGUUUGUAUUUUAACACUACUGCAUCUUUACUUUUUUUGUUGCUCUUAACAAUAUACACACAAUUCCUGCAGCAAGCUCAAAAAAUACAAAGAAAAGAAAGAAAACCGUGUGACUUGA
This is a messenger RNA of Dermacentor andersoni, 3664 nucleotides long. RefSeq names its product chloride channel protein 3 (gene ClC-c). Gene Ontology annotation, cellular component: Golgi apparatus; plasma membrane; synaptic vesicle. The record is from RefSeq and is a predicted model, not a curated record. Lineage: Eukaryota; Metazoa; Arthropoda; Arachnida; Ixodida; Ixodidae. Gene Ontology annotation, biological process: transmembrane transport; chloride transport. Gene Ontology annotation, molecular function: voltage-gated chloride channel activity.